Molecule: messenger RNA, 2733 nt
Organism: Candoia aspera
Lineage: Eukaryota; Metazoa; Chordata; Lepidosauria; Squamata; Candoiidae
Gene: CNGA2
Product: cyclic nucleotide gated channel subunit alpha 2
Exons: 3
Coding region: 521-2125 (534 amino acids)
Biological process (GO): monoatomic cation transmembrane transport; potassium ion transport
Cellular component (GO): intracellular cyclic nucleotide activated cation channel complex; plasma membrane
Molecular function (GO): intracellularly cGMP-activated cation channel activity; voltage-gated potassium channel activity; protein-containing complex binding
Source: RefSeq, a predicted model, not a curated record
AUGCUGCCCAGCAGGCCCCGGUUGCCUAGGCUUUGUCAGGGCAAUGACUUCAUCUGGAUGGCACGCUCAGGGUCCCUUUUUCUGGGCAGCCAGGGAGGCCUUGAAAUUUGGCAGAGGCUGGAAGGCUGACUGAAGGGAGGUGAGUCCUAAUCAGUCCCAGGAAGAGGCUGGUAGUCCCCUUGUUGCUGGUCCAGGGGGGAGAACAUACAGCCAGAGGCCAGAGCUGUCUCCUUCCUCCUCAGUGCCAGCAAAGGAUGUGCUUCGCUAAACCAAGGCAGUAGAUGCUGAGCAGAAGUACAGCAGUGGCUGUGCUUGAGCUUCCUCAAGUCCUCCCCCCGACCCCAAAUCCACCACCUUAGCCUCUCCACCCUGGGAGCCCUCUCUCAGCUGAGACUGCAAAUGGGAUCCAAUCAUUCAUCUCACCACCCUCCUUCCCUGCUUUCCCAGUGCAGUUGCCAGAUCAGGUCCUUUAAAAGAAGGUUUUGGCUAUGUUUCCAGGAAGAAAUGGAAAGUCCUUGUGAUGGACCCUGCUGGGAAAUGGUACUACCACUGGCUCCUGGUUAUUGCAAUACCAGUUCUGUACAACUGGUGUAUGCUGGUUGCAAGAGCCUGUUUCAAUGAGCUCCAGAGAAAGUACUUGCUCUGCUGGCUGCUUCUGGACUACCUCUCAGACAGCAUUUACAUCUUGGACAUUGUCAUCCGGAUGCACACAGGUUUUCUUGAGCAGGGAUUACUUGUUAAGGACUUCAAGAAGCUGCGUGAUAAGUACAUUGCCACCUUGCAGUUCAAGCUGGACAUCUUAUCUAUUCUGCCCACUGACUUGGCAUACUUGGUUGUGGGCAUCCAUCGGCCUGAAUUACGCUUCAAUCGGCUGCUGCACUUCCCCCGCAUGUUUGAAUUCUUUGAUCGGACUGAGACAAGGACCAGUUACCCAAACAUCUUUAGGAUCUGCAAUCUGGUGAUGUACAUUCUGGUCAUCAUCCAUUGGAAUGCAUGCAUAUACUAUGCCAUCUCCAAGGCCAUUGGCUUUGGGGAAGAUACCUGGGUUUAUCCAAAUAUAUCAGAUCCAGAAUAUGGAUAUUUGACAAGGGAGUAUGUCUAUUGUCUCUACUGGUCCACACUGACCUUGACUACCAUCGGUGAGACUCCUCCACCGGUGCGUGAUGAGGAAUACCUGUUUGUCAUCUUUGACUUCCUGAUUGGAGUUCUUAUCUUUGCUACUAUUGUGGGAAAUGUGGGGUCCAUGAUCUCCAACAUGAAUGCCACCAGGGCAGAAUUCCAGGCCAAGAUUGAUGCUGUCAAGCACUAUAUGCACUUCCGCAAAGUAAGCAAAGAAAUGGAAGCUAAGGUUAUCAGGUGGUUUGACUACCUUUGGACCAACAAGAAAACUGUGGAUGAGUGGGAAGUGCUCAAAAACCUUCCUGACAAACUAAGGGCUGAAAUAGCUAUCAACGUCCACCUCGAGACUCUGAAGAAAGUGCGGAUAUUCCAGGACUGUGAGGCUGGACUUUUGGUGGAACUGGUGCUCAAGCUUCACCCUCAGGUUUUCAGCCCAGGUGACUAUAUUUGCCGGAAAGGAGAUAUUGGUAAGGAGAUGUAUAUCAUUAAGGAAGGAAAGCUGGCUGUGGUGGCAGAUGAUGGUGUUACUCAGUAUGCCUUACUGACAGCAGGAUGCUGCUUUGGAGAGAUCAGCAUCCUCAACAUUAAAGGAAGCAAAAUGGGGAACAGGCGAACAGCAAAUAUAAGGAGCAUUGGCUACUCUGACCUCUUCUGCCUGUCCAAAGAAGACCUCAUGGAAGCUGUGACUGAGUACCCAGAUGCCAGGAGGGUCCUAGAGGAACGUGGCCGAGAGAUCCUCACUAAGGAGGGACUAUUGGAUGAAGCGGCAGCUGCAGAAAGUAUGGAAGUGAUGGAUGUGGGGCAGAAGCUGGACAGGUUGGAGACCAGUCUGGAGAUGCUAAAUACUCGCUUCUCCCGACUCUUGGCUGAAUAUGAUGCAGCUCAGAUGAAGCUCAAGCAGCGGCUCACAUCUUUGGAGACCAAGGUGAAGGAAGACAAGCAGGAUGAGCUUUUUCCUGAUGGCUUCAUCAGCCCACUGGGAGAAGAAGAAGAAACCAAGCCUUGAGGCCUUGCUUCCUACCCUUUCCUGCUCAUUUAUUUUAUUUACUUUGCUUGUAUGUUACUCAUUCCCCAAAAGGUGGCUCUCAUCGGACUAUCUUACCACAAGAUCCAUUUCCAGACUGCUGGUCUUUACAUGGCCCUCUCCCUUAGGAAUUUUCUACACUCUCACGAUGGUUUUCUUUUUCUCAUCAGUUAACACUUAGAUAAUGGAGUCUUCCUUGAGUUGUUCAAGAAGCUCAGAUUCCCUCCAUACAUUCCUUUUCCUAACCUCCUCCCAGAUGGGCCAAUGCAGAUUCUCAGAUGUUCAUUCCAAAAAAACAGUCAUGAAAUGAAAGUAGACCAGACUGCCCUGGUCUUACUUUGACCUCUACUCUGUAACAAUAAACUUUCUUCCUUUUGAAACCUAAUUUCACAUUUGGUUAAUAACAGUGGAUAAAAGAGUCCCAAGCCUUCCUAUUUUUGAGACAAUUUCUAAUGGAAUUCUGCUGCCUAUGUUAUUUCACAGGUAGAAGGAAAGGAGGUGUGUACACAUACUUCAUGUGAGUUUGGUGUGGGUGUUGUGUGCCAGGGCAUGAAGUGACCUCUCUAGGUGAGGUCUGCAUAUUUCAAAAU